AUGGACCAGGCUACAGUACAGACGAAGAGGAUUUGCGACGAAAUAAAAAAUGGGCUGAAGGAGAUGAACCUCCCGAGAUACAAGUACGUGGUGCAAGUGGUGAUCGGAGAACAACGGGGGGAAGGAGUGCGGAUGGGUAGUCGCUGCUUUUGGGACUCCGAAACAGACAACGUUGCAAGCGAGACCUACGUCAAUGUGAGGGUAGUGCGGCCGCCGACGUACUUAACUACAAGUGUGUGCAUGGGGUGCGGGGCGGUGGAGAGGACAUACAUUCUGUUGUCGUUGCACCCUGCGUUUCAGGCUAUUUGUGCCAGUCACGGUAUCAUCGAAUUCCCACCCAAGUGCUUUGCUUCUUGCACCAAAGACCGGUUGAUUAUCUCCGUGUGA
This is a messenger RNA of Ectocarpus siliculosus, 387 nucleotides long. The record is from the annotation of a GenBank genome assembly. Lineage: Eukaryota; Phaeophyceae; Ectocarpales; Ectocarpaceae.